Messenger RNA from Closterium sp. Naga37s-1, 4143 nucleotides. The record is from the annotation of a GenBank genome assembly. NCBI's taxonomy places the organism in Eukaryota, Viridiplantae, Streptophyta, Zygnematophyceae, Desmidiales, Closteriaceae.
AUGGAGCGCGGCCCGCGGCCGGCGCGGCCCAUUCUGUCGCGGGAGCCGUCGCGCCGGCAGCAGCGCAGCCGCAAGGUGCCCGAGCCGCUGCGCCGCGCGAUCGCGGAGUGCACGCAGCCGCAUGCGGCGCCGCUGGAGACGGCGGCUUGCCACCCCGUCCGCACGCUAGAGGUGAGGCGCGCGCGCGGAGGAGGCGGGCUGGGAGGGGGGAACGGGGGGAAGGGGGGGAGUGGGGAAGGGUUAAGGCGGGACUACCUGGGCGAUGCAGCAACAGUGGACAUGGCGUACAACGCACUGCUGGACCACGCCAUGGUCGAGAAGGGCCGCAGUCCCCAUGUGAUCAUGAAGGUCGUGGCGCUGCUCAAGAAGUACCUCUUCCGCUACGGCCCAGCGAUAUCAACGCUGGAGCACAUAGACGGCUUCUGUGCGGACGUCAUAGCGGAGCUCAAGGCAGCGCAGGCCGCCCGCCACCGCCUCGGCAACGCCGCCGCCGCUGCCGCCGGCGCCGACGGCCCCACCGCCGAGUCCGGCCCGGCUCUCAUCAAAUCCCUCCUCUACGUCCGCGCCGUAGUUGCCCGGAACCUUCCCGCGCACCUCAUGCGCUCGGCGCGGGCGGCGGAUGGGGGGAUGACAGCAGGAGGAGCCGGGGGAGGGGGGCUGGGGGUGGGGGGAGCGGCGGGGGUGGGGGGACCGAGGACGCCGUCGCGAGUGGCGCCGCUGGCGGUGGAUGGGGGGGGCGCGGUGGGCGUGGGGGGGGGGGCGAGCGCGGCGCUGAAGCGGGCGAGUGCGGCGGAUAGGGAGGCGGCGCAGGCGACGGCGAUGGCGAUGGCGAGGCUGAUUCCCGGGCAGGAGGGGGGCGUGGCGGCGGGGCAGUACGCGCCCAUGGACAUGCUGAGAGUGCGGUGGAUCAGCCGCAGCAGGGGAUGGGCUCCCUCGGCAAUCGCCAGCUAUGUUGCGUACCCCCCCCCGCGAGCCCCAUCAGACCUACCCCACCUGGAGCCCCUGCGCACAGUAGCGGACGGCAGUGCAGCGGCGGUGCUGCUGGGCGUGCAUGUGGUGCAGCUGGAGGCGGAGGGCAGCCCCGACCUGCUGCACUUCGACACCGUCACUGGCACCGUUGACCCGGUGCUCGUGCGCAACCACAUCCGCCAUAUCACCAUCACCAAGCGCCUCAAGGCCGACCCCACGGGUGCGGCAGGAGACGGGCUGCAGAGUUCCAUGAAGCGCCGCCGCCCGCUCUUCCAAUACCGCUACUACAGCGAGCAGCAGCCGCUGCGGCUGAGCGAGGGCGAGAUGGAGGAGGUGAUGGCAGCCGUGUGCUCCGUGGCGGCCACCGCAGCAGCAGGGGGCGCAGGGGGCGCGGGCGCACACGGAUCCGCGCGCCUCUCGUCCCCCGCGCACCACAUGGUGCCGCAGGUGGACGCUGCUGAUGUUGCCGCGUCCGUGCUCAUCAAGAUGCUCAUUGACAUGUACCUUGUGGACCCUCGCUCUGCAGCGCCCCUCGCGCUCUCCAUGAUGCAUACGCUCCUCUCCUCCAACAAACCCACAGUGCGCAUGCGGGCGUUCGACCUGAUGCUGAACCUGGGAGUGCACGCGCACCUGCUGCACCCCCUGCCCGUGGAGGACGAGGCGGGGCAGCCCUACUCCUCCGACGCCGAUGCCGCCGAGGCGGAGCGUGGGGCCGUGCGCAGGGCGGCCGCCGUGACCAUGUUUGAGGAGUGGCUGCUGGGGCUGCUGUGCGACAUGGCGCUCUACCUUGUGCAGGUGGAGGAGAGCGAUGAGAGUGUGUGGGCAGCGGCGCUCAGCUGUCUGCUCUACCUCACGUGCGACCGCGGCAGGACGGUUUUCCACCGCCUCGCGCUGCUGGAUGUCCGGGUGCUAGCAUUGCUAUUGGAGAUCAGCAUAGUGCACGGGUGGGCGCAGGCAGUGCACACGCACCUCGUGCGCAUGCUCGCCUGCCUGCUCUACGCAGCACCGCACCACACCGCACAGCACCCACCAGGGCGCGCGUUUGAGGCGGCGAGGGACGGCCUGCGCCUGGACGUGAAGCAGCUGGAGCGCGUGGGGGGCAUCUCCUUCAUCUGCUGCCACUACGCGGCAUCGCAGGAGGUGGAGGCGAGGCGCAACCUGUUUGCCGUGGUGAUGGACUAUGUGGCGCUGCUGUGCCGCCUGCACCCGCACCCGCACCACCCCAACCACCCUCCGCCCUCCGAGGUGGAGCUAGCAGCGGUGGUGGCGGCGCUGGUGGCAGCGGGGGCGCCAGAGGCGCUGGCGGUGGCGCUCAAGGCGCCGUCGCCCCCAGCAGGCCCCAUCGGCGCUGCUCUCGCGCGCACCAUCGCUGCCUCCCUCCCCCCCGACCCCUCCGCUGCCGGCUUCUCCCUGCAGGUGCGCAUAAGGGGGCGCAGGGAAGAGGGGGGGUCCACAGAGGGGCGCAGGGGGCGCAGGGGGGCACAGCGGGGCGCAGGGGGGUGCAGGAGGGCGCAGGAGGGCGUAGGGGAGGGCAGGGGGACAAGGGGCAGACAUUGGGGUGGUCGGGCUGGGGAAGGGGAAGACGUUGGGGGUCGCACGUGGGGAGGUGGUGGAGGGUGCGGUGUGACGGACACACUGGACGACCUGAUAUCAGCGCACCUGCGCCUGCCCCCGGAGUUCACAGCCAUGCUGCAAUGCACCCUCGCCAGCGACGGCCCUCCUCCCGACCCCGCCCCUUCCACCAACACCCGCGACAGCGCUGGCACCAGCAGCAACGGUGGCGCUGGUGGUGGUGGUGCGGACGAGGCGGAGGUAGGGAAAGAGAGGCGCGCGUGGGGCACGCUGCGUGCGCUGCUGCACUCGCAGCGGGCAGUGGACCGGCGCAAUGGGCUCACAUGGCUGCUGCACCUGCUGCUGCAGCAGCUGCCCAACCUCGCACCCUACCAGCAGCCCCUGCUCGCGGACCCACAGGACGGACAGCAGCAGCAGCAGCAGAGGGGCCGGGGCGGGCAGCUUAUGGUUUUAUACCGGCAGUUGGCGCAGCUGGAGCAAGGGGAGGCGGGGGAGGAGGGGGGGGGCGGGGGGGGCAUGGGGAUGGGCAUGGGGGGAGGGGCAGGCGGUGGGGGGGGAGGCGGGGGAGGGCGGAGGGCAGGCGUAUCAGGCGCGGUGCAGCUGAUGCUGGAGCUAGUGCGAUCAGACAACACAGCCGUGAGGAGAGGAUUCGUGACAGUGCUGGAGCAGCUGCUGCUGCUGCACGCCGCGGAAACCGAGCAGGAGUCGAGAGAAAGCCGCGGCGCGGCACACGCCGCUGCAGCAGCGGCAGCAGAAGCUCCCGAGGGGCCCAUGGGGAUGGAGGAGCGGCGGGCAGCAGACGAAGCCGCGGCAGCAGCAUCAGCAGUGCAGCACCAAGGCGCACAGGACUUACUAGCCGUAAUGAGCAGUGCGCUGUGGCAAGUCAUGUCGUGCAACGACAGCGACCGAGUGAACAUCCUCCAGAUGUGCUCCGUCAUGCUCUGGCAGCUCUGUGUCCCCAGGUUCCUCCCCACCGCGCAAGUCGUUGAGCCCGGCAGCCCGGUCCCCAGCCCUGGAGGUAGCAGUUGGCUGGUGAACCCGCGAGUGGCAGCAGUAGCGGGAGGAGAAGGCGGGGUUGCAAUGAGCCCCCCGUAUGCAGCAGAGGAGAGUGAAUCCAUGGCACGGCUGUUCCUGCUGCGCAGGGCAGCAGCGGCGAGGGAGCUGCUAGCAGCGCUGCCGACGGCGCUGCUGUACUGGCCGCUGAUGCAGCUGGCGCCGAGCGCGGGGGAUCCGAUAGCGCUGGCGACGGCGGUGGGGAGUCACGGGAUUGUGGGUGCGGGGGGGGCGGUGGACGUGCGUGUGGCGCUGCUGCUGUUGCUCAUUGGCAAGUGCAGUGAUAGCAGUGAGGCGCUGGAGGAGGUUGGAGGGGAUGCCUUCUUCCGGUCGCUGCUCGAUGAUCCCGAUGCCCGCAUUGCCUAUUGGAGUGCUGCCUUCCUCGUCAAGCGUAUGAUGUCACAGCAACCUGAUGUGUACCGCCGUGCGCUGCACCGCCUUAUUUUCACAGCGCAGCAGACGAACAACGAGAAGCUGCUGGAGAAUCCGUACCUGCAGAUGCGAGGCAUCUUGCAGGACACGCCAGAUGCGCUGCACCUCACCUCCUGA